Aspergillus steynii IBT 23096 is the source of this 2433-nucleotide messenger RNA. Its product is annotated as putative sensory transduction histidine kinase. Lineage: Eukaryota; Fungi; Ascomycota; Eurotiomycetes; Eurotiales; Aspergillaceae. Bases 278 to 2278 code for a protein of 666 amino acids. The record is from RefSeq and is a predicted model, not a curated record. Gene Ontology annotation, biological process: phosphorelay signal transduction system; protein autophosphorylation. The transcript has a single exon. Gene Ontology annotation, molecular function: histidine phosphotransfer kinase activity; phosphorelay sensor kinase activity.
CUUCGGUUUAGAUCGUUCUGCUCCCCCCGGAAAACUGUCCACCGCAUCCCUGCCCCCAUUGCAUCAUACCCGCCGCCGCCAGCCGUGGGUCUAUCUUCAGAUCUUUUUCGGCCUCACGUUUCCAUCGAUCUUCUAUUUCUUCCAUACACUAUUCUCAAUCAAAUCAAUCCAUCCGAAUUUCUUCCUAUACAAAGAUUCCAUCCAGUGCGACCGCCAGAUACCCCUCGCCUGCACUCGAUCUCAUCGCCGCCCGCAUCCGCGCCAUAGCGCCGCCAUCAUGGCCCUGCCAUUCACAGGGAACAUCUCAGCCCAACAGCUCGCCGACCUCCUACCCAGCGGAAUCGCCAUCAUCAACUCGCGCGACGAAGCCAUCUUCGUGAACCGGCGCUUCGAAGAACUCGCCAUCUCGUCGGCCCCGACGACAUUCGACCGCUGGAGCCCUUCCAUCCACGAAGACGACUACUCGCGCGUCGCCCGAGGCUACGCCGACGCCUUACGCUCGCAAUGCUCUCUGCGCGAAGAAUACCGCAUCCGCAACCACCGCUGCAUGUGGCGAUCGGUGGUGCUGACGCCCCUGGCGCGCUCCGAGCUGCACCACUUCAACCUAACCCCCGACCGCGACGGCCGCGGCGGCUUCAUCUGCACGAUGGCGGACAUCACGCAGGAGAAGACCGCGGAGCUAUCGCAGCGCAAGAUCGCGCAGGAGGCGCACGAGCGCAAGGAGCAGCAGGAGCGCUUCAUCGACAUGAUCAGCCACGAGGUGCGCAACCCGCUGUCUGCCAUCCUGCACUGCACCGAGGAUAUUCUCGAGGCCAUCCACAACAGGGAUAAGCGGGACAUUGACGUGCCGGAUAUCGCGACGGCCGCGGACACGAUCUCGCUGUGUGUGGCGCACCAGAAGAAGAUCAUCGAUGACGUGUUGACGUUCUCGAAGCUCGAUGCGUCGAUGCUCUCGCUGUCGCCGAGACGGGUCAUGCCGAGACGGGAUAUCGCGACGAGCUUGACGAUGUUUCGGCCUGAGUUGAGGAAGCAUGAGAUUAAGUUUGAGUAUGUGCUGGAUCAGACGUAUGCCGAUUGUAAAGUCGACUGGGUCCUGGCGGAUAUGGACCGCAUGGCGCAGGUGUUGAUUAAUCUGCUGUCGAACGCGAUCAAGUUUACGGCGAAGUCGGGCGAUGAGAAGCUGAUCCGUGUGUCGAUGGGCGCGGCGACGGAGCGUCCGGCGUCGUAUCCGCCCGACGUGGUGUUCUUUAAAUCGGACCAGACGGCGCUGCGUAUGGACGCGACGUCGAGCCAGGAAUGGGGCUCUGGAGACACGGCGUAUAUCAUGGUGGCUGUGAAGGACAGCGGGAUUGGGAUCAGCAACGAGGCGCAGAAACGGCUGUUUGAGCGCUUCAACCAGGCGACGCCGCGCACGGAGAGCAUCUACGGAGGCUCGGGGCUGGGGUUGAACGUGUCGCGCAAACUGUGCCAUAUUCACGGCGGAGAGAUAGGCGUCAGCUCGAAGGAAGGCGAGGGCAGCACGUUCGGAUUCUUUUUCAAAGUGCGACGCACCGCGGCACCAGCGAACGACGAACCACCGCGUCAGAAAAAAGACGCCAUCCAGGAGCUAUGCAGUGAUAUCCAGAAGCUCGGCAACGAGCUGACCGGCGUGAACCGCGACACCGCGGCGCCUAGUAUCCCGGAGGCGCCGAUGAUGGCCAAGCUGACGGAAGCGACGCCGGGAGCCAGCGACGACCGGAAAGAACAUACGGCGCAGCUCUCCCGGCAGACGAAGUCCGGCGAGACGGUCGUCACACUGCCUCAGUCUGCGUCAGGGACGUCGAGUCUAUCAUCAGCAUCAGCAUCAGCAACGAAUUCCGAACCCCCCUCGUCGGCUCGCCACAUCCUCCUCGUCGAAGACAACAUCAUCAAUCGCCAGGUUCUUUCGCGCAAGCUCAAAUCCCUCGGCUUCCGCAUCUCCGAGGCCAGUAAUGGCCAGGAGGCACUGGAUUCCGUGCAGACACACUCGUUCGACUGCGUGUUAAUGGACCAGGUGAUGCCCAUCAUGGACGGGAACGAAGCGACGCGCAAGAUCCGGGACUUGGAGAAGCGCACGAAGACUCACGUCCCGGUGCUGGGAGUGACGGCUAACGUCCGCGAGGCCCAGCAAGCGGAUAUGAUGUCGGCUGGGAUGGACGAUAUCAUUCACAAGCCGUACAAAACGAAUGACCUUUCGGAGAAAAUAGACCGGAUGAUACGGAGCAGGAACGGGGAUGGGGAUGGCGAUACGAAUAGAUGAUACCAUCGGGGAUGUGUACGAUAUGAUUGAUUGGAUCUGAGCAUUGGGUCGGUAAUGAAAAUAGAGCGUUGCUUUGCUGUGAUAUGCAGUGUAUAUAUUGGGAAAAUGUACUGGAGUUAUAUCAUUGGGUUAGGGUCAAUAUACGCAUCGAUGUC